Molecule: messenger RNA, 6939 nt
Organism: Hippoglossus stenolepis (Pacific halibut)
Lineage: Eukaryota; Metazoa; Chordata; Actinopteri; Pleuronectiformes; Pleuronectidae
Gene: otud7b
Product: OTU deubiquitinase 7B
Exons: 12
Coding region: 346-3120 (924 amino acids)
Biological process (GO): protein deubiquitination involved in ubiquitin-dependent protein catabolic process; protein K63-linked deubiquitination; protein K48-linked deubiquitination
Cellular component (GO): cytoplasm; nucleus
Molecular function (GO): zinc ion binding; K63-linked polyubiquitin modification-dependent protein binding; cysteine-type deubiquitinase activity
Source: RefSeq, a predicted model, not a curated record
UGUUGUUGUAAGUGCAGGAGAAAUUACUUUGUCGGCGCUGGUCCGGUUUGGGAUUUUAACGCUCGGCUCCGCGCACGAAGAUGCUAAAAAGUUAGGGAUUGUCGCCGCGGGAGACGUUCCGCGUUGUUUGCGAGGUGGUUCUCGCCGGAAAACUCCAUGGGACGACGGAAACAACCUCUGCGCGGCCGUUCAAGGUGUGGCUGGUAGAGCAGCUCGAGGCAGAGGAUCCCUCCCCCCCACCCUCUCCCCUGGUGCCCUUUUAGGGGGAGAGCAGUGUCCUCGUUUUGUUUGUUUUUUUCUUUUUCUGCCCGGAAGCAACCCUCCAACUUGUGAAUUCAUGAUCACAUGACCGUGGAUAUGGACGCAGUCCUAUCCGACUUUGUCCGUUCCACUGGAGCUGAACCGGGAUUGGCCAGAGAUUUGCUAGAGGGCAAGAACUGGGAUUUCACUGCUGCACUCAGUGACUUCGAGCAGCUUCGACAGGUGCAUGCUGGGAACCUGACGUAUUCUUUCGCAGAGGAUAGAACGUAUCUGCCUCUGGAAAAAGAGAUGGCGAGGGUAGGACGGCCCAUCCUCCACCGACAGGACGAGGUGGUGCAAGCCACAGAGAAGCGGCUGUCCAGGGGUAUUUCCCACGCCAGUUCAACCAUCGUGUCCCUGGCCCGUUCUCACGUCUCCAGCACCGGUGGUAGCAGCAAUGAGCCGCUUCUGGACACGCCCCUGUGCACUUUCCAACUACCAGACCUCACCGUGUACCAGGAUGACUUCCGUGGUUUCAUCGAGAGGGAUCUUAUAGAGCAGUCAAUGAUGGUGGCCUUGGAGCAUGCAGGUCGACUGAACUGGUGGACAAAAGUAGUUUCAAACUGUCAGAAUCUGCUGCCGCUGGCAACGAGCGGAGAUGGAAAUUGCCUGUUACAUGCAGCCUCGCUCGGCAUGUGGGGCUUUCAUGACCGCGACCUGAUGCUGCGUAAGUCGCUCUAUGCGCUGAUGGAUCACGGGCUGGAGAGAGAGGCACUGAAGCGCAGGUGGAGGUGGCAGCAGACCCAGCAGAACAAAGAGUCUGGUCUGGUGUACACGGAGGAGGAGUGGCAGAAGGAGUGGAAUGAACUGUUGAAGUUAGCCUCCAGUGAGCCGAGAAUACACUACAGCACCAACGGCACCAACGGGGCGGAGUCUUCGGAUGAACCGGUUUAUGAGAGUUUGGAGGAGUUUCACGUCUUUGUGCUGGCUCACGUUCUCAGACGACCCAUAGUGGUGGUGGCCGACACCAUGCUGAGGGACUCUGGAGGAGAGGCCUUUGCUCCCAUCCCGUUCGGAGGCAUAUACCUACCGCUGGAGGUGCCAGCUGCUAAGUGCCAUCGCUCGCCGCUGGUCCUGGCGUAUGACCAGGCGCACUUUUCAGCGCUGGUCUCGAUGGAGCAGAAGCACAGCUCCAAAGAGCAAGUUGUGAUCCCUCUCACGGACUCGGAGCACAAAAUGCUGCCUCUGCACUUCGCUGUGGAUCCUGGGAAAGACUGGGAGUGGGGCAAGGAUGACUCAGACAAUGUGAUGCUGGCAAGUGUGGCUCUUUCUUUGGAGGCCAAGCUCCAGAUGUUACACAGCUACAUGACGGUCACCUGGCUGCCUCUGCCCUGCGAGCAAGCGCCUCUGGCACAGCCCGAGUCUCCCACUGCAUCGGCAGGAGAGGAUACACGCACGCCUCCUGACUCAGGCGAGUCGGACAAGGAGUCAGUCAGCAGCAGCUCCAACGGCAACUGUGACACAACCACGGGAUCAACGACCUUUGGAGGCGGGUCCUUGGCCAAGAACAGCUCCUCGUCCUCAUCUAGUUCUUCUAGCACAGGUUCGGCAGGGACAGGAACAGCUGGGAAGGACAAAACCAAGAAGGACAAGGAUAAAGACAAGAAGAGGGCAGACUCUGUGGCCAAUAAGCUCGGCAGUUUUGGCAAGAGCCUGGGCAGCAAGCUGAAAAAGAACGUGGGCGGACUGAUGACGGGAAAGAACGCUGGAGCUGGAGGUGCCAAGCAGGAGGGCGGGGAGAAGAAAAAGGGCUCAUUUAGGGGGAGGAAGGGCAGCAAGGAUAGCUCGCCUUCAGCCCAUGCCUCAGAGGAUUCUGGGAAAGGCUCCCCCUCCUCAGGUAGCGAGCGUCUCAAUGGAACAGGAAGCAGUAUGAGCAGCAGUGGUGGGAGCAGUAUCGAGAACGAGACCUACAAGUACAGUGCAGAUGUGAAGGUUAGCCUCGGCAUCCUACGAGCCGCCAUGCAGGGUGAGAGAAAGUUGAUCUUCUCCAGCCUUCUCACCACGAGCAACAGGCAGCCCUUCCAGGAGGAGAUGAUCCAGCGCUACUUGACCGACGCAGAGGAGCGUUUUCGGGCUGAGCAGGAGCAGCAGCGUCGUGAUGUAGAGAGGAAGGGCGUCACCAAUGGCAUCCAGCCAUCUAAGAAGGAGGUGGUUGGUGGUACGGAGCUGACUUACCGGCCUUAUGAGGCCAAAGAGGUGCUGUCAGAGAACUCGUCCCCUUCCUUCAACCCCCUCAAAUCCUCUCCUUUGAGCCCCUCUAUGUACUCUGGGGUCAUUCCCAUCCCCCGGCCCUCCUUCAUUGAUCAGACUCCUGCUGCUGCACCCCUCACCCAGCAUCUUCACAUGCAUGGCUACAUGGAAAAUCGGCGCCAGCUAGCCGGUGGCUCCCCGGUAACCUCCUACCCUGGCCUCCCCUCGUAUGCCACACUUCCGCGACACUGCCCCACAACACAGGGACCCUCACACCCUCAGUACAAUAUCCCACAAGGCCCCUCCUCCCUCAGUCCCUCCCGCCUUGCGCCCUCAUACCCCCCAGAGUUCGUCCCACCAGAUUAUCCUGUGUCUGAACCUGCUGCUGCUGGGAGCUACACCAACGGCUUCCGGGACAUCCACCCCAACCUAGACUCUCGGAGUGGGCAACCACCAGUCAGACACUACUCGCUGGGCAGCGCCGGUGGUUUGGCCGGCCUGCCGUCCAGCCGCUGUCGGACACCCAGCUGCACCUACUUCGGACACCCCGAGACGGGCAACUACUGCUCCUACUGCUACCGGGAGGAGCUGAAGAAGAGGGAGACAGAACCGGCCAUCCACAGGUUCUGAGCGGACCUUGCUAUGGCUUGAAUUCGUUGAGUGGCCUUUUCAGUUAAAGUGACGGCUGGGGCGGAUCAGCCUCUGUACGGACAAGAGAACGUCAAACAGCUCCCUCCCUCUCUCAGCUGUGUCACUUCCACCUCAGAGCGUGACGGAGAGUCGACUCCAUUACUGAAUGAGCAGGGUGGCUUCUGACUGCAGGGGAGAUGGUAUUAGACCAUAGGAUAAACUAACUGCACUUCUGUUACAUUUUGCUGUGGCUCUUAUGCAGGUGUCGUGUAUGAGUGUGUGUGUGUGCGUGUGUUUUGUUUGUGUGUGUGUGUGUGUGUGUGUUUGUGUGUUUGUGUGUGUGGGUGUGUGUUUGUGUGUGUGUGUGUGUGUGUGAGUGAGUUGCAGGCUCUCCUCCUUUAUCAGAUUUUAACGCCUUGCUAUUGUCUCCUCCUAGUGGAGAGAAUGUAUAUGGCAGGCGCCGUACAUAACACUUAUCAACACACAGUGCAUGCACACAUACACACCAAGUCAGACUCGCACUACACAAACAGCGAUGCAAGCACAAACAAAAGGCACGAGUGUCUCCUCUCCAUUUGUGGUCCGUGAUAAUGUUUGGGUGGUGAAUUAAGGGACGUUUGAGCAUUUUGAAGUCACAUCCUCUGAGGGUGAUAUCAGUGAUUUCAUUUUACACUACUGUUACUAGAUGCUUGCAUCACACGUACCUCGGGAAACAGCAGAGUUAAUCCUUUUUUUUCGUCGGUCACCAUUUGCAUAAUGCAAAAUUGCAACUACCGUGCAAUGCUAAUCGUUAAGCGUUCUGUAGGCUGCUGUGGUGCUAAUGUUCCAGAUUGCAAACACACGUAAAUGUUCAUGCAUCCAACACCACUGUCCUGCAUUGUUAGUAGUAUCUCUCCGGCUGAAGCAAACUAUACAUUUUGUCCAAGUCAUAUAUCUAUACAUUGGAUUUUGAAGAUGUCAGCAGUCGGUCGCAUUAUUGACCCGGCGUUGUAGAACAAGAAGACAUAGCAACAUAGGUCAAUAGUAAGAUGCUGUUCCCGGAGCCUGAUUCGGAGGAUUUCACAUGUGGUUGGAAUGUUUCUCUAUUGGGUCUUCCUGGUCCUGUCACAAUGGAUGGUGUUGAGGCGUUUUAUUAUUGUGGCCGACGCAGGUUAUGCAAUACAACACACUACAAGGUGAAGAUGUCACAUCCAGACCAGCAGAAUUUGGAGACGCGUGUGAAUAGAGCAUUUUAAAUAAGGUUUGUUUAAAAAUGCCAUGCAAUACAUUUUGGAUUUCAGACGGGUCAAAGUUUCUGUACAGCAAACGACGAGAUCUGUUAAUUAAACCGUUAACACGAAGCUGCAUCCGAGUGAAAAACGUUCUGCAGUUGUAAUUGUCUCCAAUUUCUGUUUCUGUUAAUGCUGCUUCGCAUUCGCUGGAUGUUGAUGCUCAAAACUAAUAAUUCACAUUGCACUGACAAACUCUGGUUUCCGAACGUCACGACAAACCCUCGACACUCUGCUGCUGCUUUUAGAAAAAAAUGUUUCUCAUCAUCACACUAAAGGUUAACGUCGCAUCCACGGAGGGACGUCUUACUCCUCAUUGGCUUGGUCGCCCACUGCAAACAUUUUUAAAGUUCUACUGAAGGCGGUUUCCUAACUCCUGGCAUUUGUCUCGCCCCGAAACCUGAUCUCUCUCUCUCUUUUUUUGCACAAAGUCAAGCACUUUCCUGAUGUCCGUCGAUACCGUAUGUUUUGCUGUUUUCGGAAGUGGCCUGACUGUUGUCCUGUGUUCAUCUCUGCAGACACUGCCACCUCUGUUCAUGGGAAAUUAGGGGCCUGAGGGUUUUUUCUCUAAAGGAUUCAGUUACUGUAGAGCUACAGCAUUUCGGUGCCAGUGUCACCAUCUAACUCAAUUUCCUAGUUGCCUUUUUUGACAUUUGUCCUCGCGGCAUCACCAUGUAUUUCCUCUGAAAAGAAAAAAAUUAUGUAAAUCAAAUAAUCCACUGCUUGCUUCAUCGCCUGCAGUUUUGACGACUACUGCCCCCUAAAUUUUAACAUAUUAAUAUUAUUUUCAUUUGUGUUGACGCUUUUGAAAUAAUGCCAUUAUUCUCUUUUCAGUUUCGGCAGAGGGUAUCAAUGAGUUGAUACCCAGCUGGUGUUCUGUCUUUGAGUUUUCCUUGUUAUCAUUUUAAGGCUGUUUUUGUUGUGCAAAUGUCAAAAUGACUACUUAAAUAAUGAAUAAUCUCCCUUAUGAUAAGCCAUGGUGGAGUGACCCUCGUUGCUCCACUCCUCCGGCACGAAGUCCAAUAGAAAAGCACAAUUUAGUAUGCAAGUCACUGCCUUGCCCAGAUGAGGGCGCCCCUGAUUUAGUUUUUUUGUCUUUGAACCCAGUAUUUGGAGUUUGCCCUUGUUGCUCGAAAACCCAAACUACAAACAUAAAUUACCAAAAUGUCAGGGGAAUAAAUCUCACACGUACUAAUUUAACACUAUAACAAUAUGUUUAGGUAUUUUCCAACAAUUGCAGAUGCUGUUAAAUGAAGGAGGGAGGCUUUUUUUUUUUUUUGCCGUGCAUUUAAGGACAAUAAAAAACACAGUUUCCCAAGAAAACAUUUGCUGUGUUUGUGUGUUGACGUGUUCAUGCACUAGCAUUUUAAAAUCCCAUCAAAUGUUCUCUUCCUAUGGGAAAGUGAUGCCUGUUUAACAAAGAAAGGAACGUGUAUGUGUGCAUACUCUCUGUCCUCCCUCCAAAGUAAUAACUAGCUUAAUAAAUCCAUUUCUUAUUUUUAUUUUUGCAACGAAAACGGAUGCCUCAGAACUGUGUUUAAAAACAUCGGACUCCACAGGCUAGACUUUUUUGUAUUUAAGAUUUAAAAAAAAACAAUGAGAGGUUGUAUGAGUAUGUUCCAUGUUAUUUUUGUAAAAGCCCAAAGUUUUACAGUGUUUUUAAAAAAUGGUAAGAAUGUAUAUUGUUGGAUACUGAAGCAGGGACGGACGAUGAGCUUGUAAGAGCCUGGGUUGGGUGUAGAACUGUUGUUGAAGGCGACUCCCAGACGAGCCUCGUGAAAACGCGGGGCUCCCUCGUUGCAAACUAAUUUCCUUAAUGCUGACCUAACGAGAUACCAUUUGAGAAUAUAUAUUUAUAGUGAGAUUUUUUUAAUAGGUUUCCUUGUGGAAUGUUUAGUUAAGGCGAGUUAGGAUGUUCUUUCUCACAUGGCUAAUUGUCAUAGCAGUCUGGCUUUUAUUUGUUGCAUUUUGAUUUGUACAUUUCAUUUCCGUUUUUUUAUUUUUUAUUUUUCUCUCCUACCAAAACCAACCCAUGCUAUGCUGAAACGUGACGGGAACGCUCUGGUCGACCCGGCGCGUUUCCUCCGAACCUGAAGAGAAAUGGCUCAGAAUUAGUUUUGCAACACAACUGACCCGAGUAUAUUUUUAUAUAUUAUAUUGUAAAAACACUGUCGUUUCUGUGGGAACAGAAUAUUCAUCAUCGGUGACAUUGACAUGGAAUACUUAGAGUUGCAUGGGACUGGAACUGUUGCAUGUAAACCGCAAUUCAUUUUACCAAAUUUGUGCAUUAUUUCAACUUGAUUUCAGAUGUCCUGGUAUUUUUAUCUUUUUUUUUUUUUUAUUAUUUCAUUUUGUUUCAUCUUAUUUUCUUAUCUUUUGAAUGUUUUGUUUUGUCUUUGAGAGGAGAGUCUCCCGAGGCUGUGUGACAGUGCAAUCUGGAUAGAAAGAACAUCAGAUUUUAUGUUAGGUUGUUAUUAUUAUUAUUAUUAUUAUUAUAUUAUUAUUAAUUUUUUGCACCGUUUGAAUAAAUUCUCAUUGUAUUUCAAGAACA